This is a messenger RNA of Schistosoma bovis, 1327 nucleotides long. NCBI's taxonomy places the organism in Eukaryota, Metazoa, Platyhelminthes, Trematoda, Strigeidida, Schistosomatidae. The record is from the annotation of a GenBank genome assembly.
GAAAAUGAACGAAUUUUCGGUCUUAUAUGACGAUGUUUGUCAACGUGUUUCACGAUCCCUUACGGAAGCACUGAAACCGUUUGACGGUAUCGAUACAGUUGCUACUCAUGGUGGAUAUAAUCCAGUGUAUUUAGAGGAAGUGGGGCGUCCUGUUGUCCCGCCAAUAACUUUGUCGUCUACUUUCCAACAGCUUUCUCCUGGUGUCGCAAAAUAUGACUAUUCUAGGUCUGGAAAUUUCUCUCGGGAGUGUUUGGAAAAGUGUAUAGCAUCUCUGGAAGACGGCCAUGACUGCUGUGUCUUUAGUUCUGGUCUUGCAGCCUUAGGAACUCUCAUUCAGGUCUUAUCAAAUGAUGAUCACAUCGUUGCGUUCGAUGAUUUAUACGGAGGAAAUGGGCGAUAUCUGCGUCGACUUGCCUCGAAAUCUGGAAUAACAACUACUUUCGUUGACAUGCGUGACUUGAAUUUGUUUCAACAGGCGUUACAGAAAAACACUCGCUUAGUCCUUAUAGAAUCUCCAUCAAAUCCUUUAAUGCGUCUGGUCGAUAUAAGUGCUGUUGCGUCUAUCGCUCAUGAGUUUAACAAAGAAAUUAUUGUUGUUGUUGACAAUACUUUCAUGAGUUCUUAUUUUCAACGUCCACUUGAUCAUGGAGCAAAUGUUGUUUUACACUCUCUCACAAAGUAUAUGAAUGGUCAUUCUGAUGUAGUUAUGGGCGCACUGGUUACACGUAAUCAAUCAGAACUACACAAGCAGCUAAGAUUCAUACAGUAUGCUGCAGGCGCUGUUCCGUCUCCAUUUGACUGCAUGUUAUGUCUUCGAGGAUUACGCACAUUACCAAUACGAAUGAAAGCGCACAUGCGAAAUGGACUUAUAGUGGCUAUGAUGCUUGAGAAACAUCCGCUAGUUGAAAAGGUUCUACAUCCAGGUUUAGAGUCAUUUCCUCAAAGAGAUAUUAUCGCAAAGCAGAUGCGUGGUUUUAGUGGUAUGAUAACUGUUUAUCUACGAUGUACUGGGGAACAAACAAAAACGUUUAUUACAAAUCUGAAGCUGUUUACGUUAGCCGAAAGUUUAGGGGGUUAUGAGAGCCUUAUUGAAAUUCCGUCCAUUAUGACACACGCAUCAGUCCCAGAGGAUGUUCGUGAGGUCAACGGGAUCACUGGGAAUAUGCUUCGCUUGUCAGUGGGACUAGAAGAUCCGAAAGACCUAUCACUCGACUUAUAUGAAGCUUUUGACAAAUUGAACCAGAAUCCCAAACCAAUAUAAACUUGUCCUCUUCAAUUAUUGAUUGACGUUUCUUCAAAUAAAUUCACAUGAUGAAUACUCUACAAA